This is a messenger RNA of Cololabis saira (Pacific saury), 1897 nucleotides long. It is a transcript of the gene nherf1a, whose product is annotated as NHERF family PDZ scaffold protein 1a. Gene Ontology annotation, biological process: protein localization to plasma membrane. The coding region runs from base 124 to 1257 and encodes 377 amino acids. Lineage: Eukaryota; Metazoa; Chordata; Actinopteri; Beloniformes; Belonidae. The record is from RefSeq and is a predicted model, not a curated record. Gene Ontology annotation, cellular component: apical plasma membrane. Gene Ontology annotation, molecular function: protein-membrane adaptor activity; signaling receptor binding. The transcript has 6 exons.
CGCAAAUUUAGCGGCGGAAACUUCACUCCGACUCAGUUCAGCGGAAGUGGAGCUCCGGCGCGCAGCAGGUGUGACUUUUCCGCACUGACUGAGUGAAAGUUCACUUGUUGGAUCCACGGCAACAUGUCGCACCUCCGACCGAGGCUGUGUGUGCUGGAGAAGGGCUCCGCCGGCUACGGCUUCCACCUGCACGGAGACAAGAACCGGAGCGGCCAGUUCAUCCGGCUGGUGGAGCCCGACACGCCCGCGGCCGAGGCGGGCGUGCUGGCCGGGGACCGGCUCAUGUUCGUCAACGGGGAGAACGUGGAGGGCGCCAGCCACCAGCAGGUGGUUGCUAGGAUACGCGCCAGCGCCGGCGCGCUGGAGCUCGUCGUGGUGGACGAGGAGACGGAGCAGCUGCUGAACAAGCACAACCUGCGCUGCCGGACGGAGUACGUCACGGAGGGGAUCCCCGUCCCCGGCGGGGACAGCGACUCCGACCGCGGGGACUCGCAGAGCAACGGCACCCCGAGGGGCUCCACGCCGGCCCCGCGGGAGGACCUGCGGGAGAACGGGGACGCUGCCUCGGACAAGUCCGGGAGGCUGAGCGUCAGCUCUUCCACCAAGGAGGAGAGAGACGGGCCCCGGCCUCGUCUCUGCCACAUGAAGAAGGGCGCCGGCGGCUACGGCUUCAACCUGCACAGCGAGAAGAACAAACCGGGCCAGUUCAUCCGAGCCGUGGACGAGGACUCUCCGGCAGACCGGGCCGGCCUCCGGCCGCAGGACAAGAUCGCCCAGGUAAACGGCAAGCCGGUGGCCGGGCUGCAGCACUCGGAGGUGGUCGCCGCCAUCAAGGCCGGCGGAGACGAGACCACGCUGCUGGUGGUCGACGCCGAGGCCGACGACUUCUUCGCCAGCUGCGGCAUCCUCCCCACUGAGGAGCACCUGAGCGGACCUCUCCCUGAGCCACGGUCAGCGUCGAGGGUGGAGGAGGAAACGGUAAAGCCUAAAGUGUCUGUGAGCUCUUCAGCCUCCAGCGCCUCGUCCAACUCCUCGUCCCACGCUCCCCAGGCGGCUGCAAAGAGCUCUCCACCUCCAGAGGAAGAGCCCGUGGCCCGAGCGGUGGCCCGAGGGCCGGCCCCGGCCCCGGCGGGCGACAAGCUGGGUCUGGGCAUGUCGCUGGCGGAGGCCAAGGAACGAGCCCAUCAGAAGCGCUCUGCCAAGAAAGCUCCGCCCAUGGACUGGAGCAAGAGGAACGAACUUUUCAGCAACUUAUAAACUUCAACUCCACGCGUCCCUGCGCUGCCCUCCGGCGGACGAUCCGGACACAAUCGUCCUCCGGCCGUCCCCCGUCGGCCGCCGCGGGGAUCUCCUCAUCUGACGGACACACAGCUCCUUUUUAACUUCCACGUUCAACAGUAUUAUUCCAUGAUUUUAUUGUUUUAAUUUAGGGAUUUGCCACUCUUUCUUUUUCGUUUAAUGAUGUUUGCAUGACCCACAGGAAUGAAUGUUAAUAUAUGCUGCAAACUAGUGAUGUACAGUUUAUUCAGAGAAGAAACAGAAUACUAGGGCAGAUUUAAGUCUCGAAGUUAAAGUGUAAGAAGACGUUUCCUCCCGCCGGGACCAGAACAGCGCCGAGAAACUCCGCCGGUCCGUGAGGCCUCUGCGGAGUCAAACGAAGAGAUUAUUUGUUCUUGUUUCCUUUUGAUAAAUUUGUACAUACAUGAAUGAGUGAUUUAAGAGCAAAUUUUACUUGGACCGACUUGAGGGGAAGUCUGGAGCGGUGACGCGUUGAUUCUGCUGAAAUCAUCUGAUGUUUUUUUAAUUUUUGUUUUAAAAGCUGCGCUUGCCGGCGCGAGUGAAGACGUGGCUCUGUGCUGUACCAUCUACCGAUGACAAAUACAGAAUCUGGAUCAAA